AUGCCACGCCAACGCCUGCUCCUACCCCAGCAACGCCACAGCCACCAGCGGAUCCUUCAACUUCGGUCCCUUUCCCUGCGCGUCCUUCUGCAUGCUUUAAACCAGCGAAAACUCCAGCCCUUACACCAGCCACUACUCCUGCCUCUACUGACACGCCAACGCCUGCCCCUACCCCAGCACCCACCUAUGCCACGCCAACGCCUGCUCCUACCCCAGCAACGCCACAGCCACCAGCGGAUCCUUCAACUUCGGUCCCUUUCCCUGCGCGUCCUUCUGCAUGCUUUAAACCAGCGAAAACUCCAGCCCUUACACCAGCCACUACUCCUGCCUCUACUGACACGCCAACGCCUGCUCCUACCCCAGCACCCACCUCUGCCACGCCAACGCCUGCUCCUACCCCAGUAA
Messenger RNA from Aphanomyces astaci, 405 nucleotides. RefSeq lists its product as hypothetical. Bases 1 to 405 code for a protein of 134 amino acids. The record is from RefSeq and is a predicted model, not a curated record. NCBI's taxonomy places the organism in Eukaryota, Oomycota, Saprolegniomycetes, Saprolegniales, Verrucalvaceae. The transcript has a single exon.